This is a messenger RNA of Cucurbitaria berberidis CBS 394.84, 2506 nucleotides long. RefSeq lists its product as uncharacterized. The record is from RefSeq and is a predicted model, not a curated record. Bases 154 to 2424 code for a protein of 756 amino acids. Lineage: Eukaryota; Fungi; Ascomycota; Dothideomycetes; Pleosporales; Cucurbitariaceae. The transcript is spliced from 4 exons.
UUCUACCAAGUUCAAUCUCCCUCCUGCCAACUUAAUCAUGGAUACCAACCGCAACCUCUAUCACGCUACCUGUGCGAUGGUCUUCGCUUACCAACAUAUAUUCCUUCCAAUACGCAACGCAAUCACUACUUCGGUCCAGCACUCGAAGCCGUAAUGUACACAGUAACACCGCCAGCUAAUGAUCUCUCCCGCCCUAGGCUCAAGCAACUUGCCACGUGGAUUCGCGACGACCUCGACCUGCUCGUCGCCCGUGAGGGACCUGACGUUCUACGACCUGACGACGUCUUGAUCCUGCACGAAGCCUUCUUAGCUCUUCGACAAGCACACAACAUUACAUCUUCGGACCUACGAGCAACAGGAAUCUACAGGGCGGUGAAGGACAUCGCUGGUGUUGCUACUCGGUGGCCCGGACGAUUGUGCGAUGACUGCGACAAAAUUAUCGCUAUCUGGACCGCCAAGUUUGGCCCGCUCAACGACCUCCACCCUUUUCUAUACGGAAGAGGAGGCAGACUCGAGGGUAUUGCUAGUACCACUGAGUACUCCAAGGAGGCCCUCCUCAAGCGGUGGGCCAAAACCUGUCCCGCAAAACUGCAUCCCAAAUUAUCGCACAGACAUGGCAACUUGGGCUUUCGAGCUGGAGCAUGGUGGCUGAAUUCCCUCUUUGCACACCAUGCCGGCGUUGUCGGGAUCGAGUCAAUCGAAGGUGGCAUUACCUUCGACAAGCAUGGCGCAUACGCCUUAGUCCUCCAGGGGACAGGAGAAGUCGGAGCCAGCUCAGAAGAACGAUUUACAUACCGAUGCCCACUGAACGACAAGGGCAAAUUUCGGCUUACCGCUGCAUCAGCACAGAGCAGGGAGCCCAUUCGCAUACUUCGCAGCCAUAGUACCAAUAGCGCGUGGGGACCAAAGGCUGGAAUCAGAUAUGAGGGCCUGUUUAGCGUCAAGGGCUGGUCCAUCCGGACCGCUAAAACUAAAGACACUGUUUUAGGAGAAUGGAAAGAAGGCGAUAUAGUUUUUGAGAUCAGGUUCGAGCGGUGCGACCUUGUUCCCAUGGGAGAAGUCACCAUGCACCCGACAGCCAACGAGGUGGACGACUACACGGAGUACAAGCGACUCCGCAAAGUGCACCGCGAAGACAAGCACAAGGAUACGACUUCAUCAUCGAUCAAGAGCCCCCAAACUGCGGUCAAAACUGCACCUACUAUUCUACCGCCACAACCUACAUCACCACCAAGUGCAACGCCAAAACGUAAAUCAAUGUUCAGGCGGCCCAACUUCGAUGAAGAGUCACACGUACACUUUGCGCUGGAUCAGGACGUUAUCUCCCCUAUGACCAUCCCAAACGUGGAGGAACUUGGGUUUGGAAAGGGGAAGGGCACACUCGCGGUCCCCGCGCAGCACAGAAGACCUACCCUCAAUAGGACUGGCCCAUCACCUAUGGAUUCACGAAUGCGUAUUAGCCCAGUGAAUUCGAAAGCCAGUAGUAGUGCGCACACAGCAGUCAGUACUCAGUCCAACAUUAGGGACGUCGCGCCUUGGAUCGACUUCGAGGCACAACUCAUGCCACCCUCUCCGAUUAAUCUGCCUCCGGUCAUCCGGGAAGAAAGCAUCUCACCAGCUUUCACCAAUAGCUCCGAUAAGAAGGACAACCCUAUCAGCGCUACACAGCGUAGCCAACAGCGCGUUAGUCCCAUCCCACCCAGUGCUCGGGUUGAGAGCCACAAGAGUGAUGACUUCAAUAACACGACUUCGUACUUCAGCUCGACAGACACAGACAAGAAGGAUAACCAGAAACCGAUUCCCGUGCCAGGCCGAAACCCGACGGCCAAAGUCUUCGACGGCGUGGACGAAGAUGCUGGCGACUACUUUGGCAUCGCGGGUACCACUGCCAGAGCACCAUCGGCCAGCGAGGGACCGAAAACAUCCAAGUUACUGCGCCAUCAGCGCAGUUCUUCCAAUGCCACGAGGCGUAUUCUUCCUUCCGCUCCACUGCGACCCCUUGCGGCCGAGAUUCCCCUGGGUCCAAAUGACACCGCGCCCCUCUUCCCCGCUAUCCCAAUAGCAAAAGUCGACAGCUUAGCGACUUUGAUGCUCCCCAAAGACGAAUCGGGUGACCCGUUUGUAAGUUCACUGUCCACCCACCUACCAGUACCGUUACCCGUCUCCUUGGACACGGUCAUUGCACGGCCUCGAGCAGCAAGUUCCGUGACAAGUACAGCCUUGCCACUAGGGUUUGUACCAGAUGACACAAGGAGGAGGAGACAUGAUUUGGUGGCUGCACAGAACGUGGGGACCAUGGAGGAGCUGCAUGGCAUGGAAAUCAAGGUCGCGUUUAGAGAUCCUUUCAGUAGCUCGCCGCUGCCUCGUCAUACUCUUAGAAGACAGAGCAGUGUGGGUGUUGCUCCAGAUGUCGUUUUGGACUGACUUCACCAAUGCUGGGAGCACAGGAGAAGAUGUGUUGAGGCUGUCCUGUACUGUAAGUCGGGCCAUUCCAAGUCUUAGAAGU